Messenger RNA from Sitophilus oryzae (rice weevil), 1938 nucleotides. RefSeq lists its product as uncharacterized. Gene Ontology annotation, molecular function: aspartic-type endopeptidase activity. The coding region runs from base 1 to 1938 and encodes 645 amino acids. Lineage: Eukaryota; Metazoa; Arthropoda; Insecta; Coleoptera; Curculionidae. The record is from RefSeq and is a predicted model, not a curated record. The transcript has a single exon. Gene Ontology annotation, biological process: proteolysis.
AUGAGUCAAAGCUCGGAAGAUAGAAAUUCGGAACUAGCAAAAUUAGUCGUUAGGCGGAAUAGAAUAAAAGAAACCUUAAAUCGGUUUGCAGAAUUCGUAGACACGUUUAAUUUGAGCCAAAUAAAGGAGCUUCAAGUCCGUACCGAAAAAAUAGAGCCACUGUUGGACCGAUUUGAAGAAAUUCAAAUAGAAAUAGAAAUUCUUGACUCUGAAGCAGAUGGCAACUUGGAGUAUGAAAGCUUCGAAUCACAAUUCUAUUCGUUGUUGGCUACGGCCAAGGGGCACAUUUCGCAAUAUCAAUUAAAGGCAGAGCACAAUCAGAGUUUAACUAAUCCGUCAUUAAUUCAAAAUAGUCAGGGUAGUAGUGGGAUAGAUAACAACUCGUUCAUAGUGGGCGGGGCUAAGCUGCCGAGCUUAGGUUUACCUAAAUUUAGGGGUGAUUUUGAGAAGUGGUUGCAGUUUUUUGAGGGUUUUCAGACGCUAGUUCACAAUAAUCCAUGUUUGGAUAACAUACAAAAAUUUUAUUACUUAUUGGAUUGCCUGGAAGGCGAGGCCAGAAAAAUUUUGGAUUGUCUGGAAAUAACAAAUGACAACUACGAAGUAGCUUUAGACUUAUUGAAAAAACGAUUUCAAAAUAAACCUGUAAUUAUUAAGAACCAUAUUAAAGCCCUGGUGGAUAUGCCGAUUGUAAGUAGGGAAUCUUCCCAGUUACUAAGAAAUUUAAGUGAUUCUAUUGAAAAGCACAUUCGGGCCCUGAAAACAUUAGGAGAACCGGUAGACACAUGGGAUAGAUUGCUUAUUUUUCUAAUGAGCAAGAAAUUAGAUAUAGAAACAAAAAAGGAAUGGGAACAAAAAAGCAUAUCAGAUUUUAAAGGUGUUCCACAACUAUCUAAUUUUAUUAAUUUUUUAAACAAUAAAUGUCAUAUUUUAGAAACUGUUGAGAGUAAUACAAAGGGGACUAUUAAACAAGGUUAUAGCGGUAGUCAAAAUUCUCGUGGGGCUUACGCGGCAGUAGGAGGAUCCAAUGUAAAGUGCGAGUUUUGCAAGGGAUCACACUUUGUAUACUUUUGUCAAAAAUUGUUAGCACUUUCGGUUUCGGAGAGACUCAGGGAAAUUAAAAAACUUAAACUCUGUUUCAAUUGUUUACGAUCUAGUCAUACAGCGAGCGAAUGUCGGGCAAGUGGUUGUAAAAGGUGUCGGGGUCGGCAUAAUAGCUUAUUACAUCUAGAAAAGCAAAUAAAUCAAAAUUUUGGGAACGGACGGUUAGUGAAUAAAGAUAUAGAGUCAGGGAGAAAAAACAAACCGGAAGAAGCGGACACGGUACAUGCGUGUGUAGACGGGGUGGAAGCAACAGAGGAGCAGUUCGUAGCUGCAACUUCUUACAGUAAUCCAAAAGAGGCUAGUCAAACUAUUUUGUCUACUGCGCUUAUUUACAUAAAAGAUAAUAAAGAUAACUAUGUAAAGUGCAGAGCGUUGUUAGACAGUGGCUCUCAAAUGAAUUUUAUUUCUAGUGAGUUGGUAAGAAAACUAAAAUUAAAGACAAAUACAAUAGAUAUACCUAUUUCAGGAGUUAAUCAAAUGCUUACCAAAAUCGACAGUCAAACAGAAUCUAUUAUCAAAUCAUGUUAUAAUAACUUUACAGCAACUCUGUCUUUUCUGGUUCUAAAAAAUAUCACAUAUAAUAUUCCGGUACAAUCUUUUGAGGCGUCAGCUAUAAAUAUACCGUCUAAUUUAAAAUUAGCGGACCCAGAGUUUAACAUGUCGGCAAAAAUAGAUGUUUUAAUAGGGGCUGACUUAUUUUUUAACUUACUCUGUGUAGGGCAAAUUAGGUUAGGUAUGGGGAAACCGCUGUUACAAAAAAGCGUUUUCGGUUGGAUCAUAUCAGGACGUUUAGUUCAUGAUAAAUCAAGCACAGCUGCUCAGUCGUUUAUUUGUUAG